Molecule: messenger RNA, 198 nt
Organism: Penicillium odoratum
Lineage: Eukaryota; Fungi; Ascomycota; Eurotiomycetes; Eurotiales; Aspergillaceae
Exons: 2
Coding region: 1-198 (65 amino acids)
Source: RefSeq, a predicted model, not a curated record
AUGCAGUUCAUCACCAUCGUCCUUGCUACUCUGGCCGCUGUUGCCGCUGCCUCUCCAUAUCCCGAUGCUUUUGAGAAGCGCACCUGCGUUGGUAACUACAAGGUUGCCUGUGAGAAUGGUGGCAUCCCUUGCUGCGACGGAUGGCAGUGUGUUGGUGCCACUGAGUGGAACGCCGGUGUUUGCAUUCCCAAGUACUAG